AUGCGCUUAUGGACUGAACAAGUGCAUAGUUCAAACCAGUUUCGAAGAAGGUCUCAAAGGGUUCCAAGCGCCAUGACUGGAACACAAGACGACUGUGCUGACCUGGACAAAAUCUGGGGCUGGAACGCCAUUGUGCCGUUGACAGUCGAGGGUAGUGUUCAUGAUUUGAUUGCUGAACAAUCUCAACUGCGGCCGGAUGCUGCAGCAGUCGAUGCCUGGGAUGGUUCUUUCACUUAUCAUCAACUCGAGGAUCUGGGUGGGAGGCUAGCGUAUGCGCUUGCGUCGCGAGGUGUGUCCGUGGGUGAUGUCGUUCCGAUCUAUCUGAGCAAGAGCAAAUGGAUGCCGAUUGCUAUGCUUGGCAUCAUUAAGGCCGGAGCAACGGCGGUUACGCUGGACAUUAACCAUCCGCGAGCACGGCUGCAGAGUGUGCUGCAGCAGACCCAAGCAGGCUUGGUCAUCACAUCGCCGGAUCUGCGACCUCACUUGCCAUUCUCCGAGCAACGGCAAGUAUUUGAGCUCGGUGAUGGCCGAAUUGUUGGACUCGGAAACAAUCAUCUCCAUCGGAAGGUCGAUCCAUCGCAGCCGGUGUAUAUCAGCUUUACGUCUGGGACAACCGGCGAGCCAAAAGGUGCCUGUAUGAGUCAUGCCAACGUAAGGAGUGCCGUGUGCCAUCAGUCCAGCAGGCUCGGGUUCCACAGCUCCUCACGCGUUCUCAACUUUGCUCCCUACUCGUUCGACGUGGCGUGGUGCGAUUUUCUACAUACAACGUGUGCAGCUGGAUGUCUCUGCAUCGCGCAGGAGCAGGAGAUGCUGGAGGACCUAGAGUCCGUCUUGACCGCGUAUCGGUGUACGCUGAUCAACGUUACGCCGACGGUGCUCCGAACGCUCCGCUCUGGACCAUCGACUCUCCAAACCAUUCUGUUGAGUGGAGAAACACCUUAUCCGGAGAAUAUAGCACGGUGGGCGAAGCGCGUUAGAUUGGUCAACACAUAUGGGCCCACGGAAUGCACGUUUAAAUCUGCAUUUACGAUCAUCCGCGCGGAGCAACUUGAGCCUCCUAGCGUUGGCGUCGGAGUUGGAUGUUGCACGUGGCUGGUCGACCCUAGUGACAACUCAAGCCUGGUGUCGAUUGGGGCGGUGGGCGAGCUAUACCUUGAGGGACCUCUAGUCGGUCAAGGAUAUAUAGGGAAUGCGGAGCUGUCUUCGAGUGUCUUCAUCGAGAGCCCUCCUUGGUUGCUCAAAGGAUCUGCGACGCACCCUGGCCGAAAGGGAAUGAUGUACAAGACGGGAGAUCUCGCCAGGUAUAAUGCUUCUGGACAGCUGAUCAUCGUCGGUCGAAAAGACACGGCACAAGUGAAGAUCCGAGGUCAACGGGUCGAAGUGGCCGACGUUCAACAUCAUGCGCGUGCGGCGCUGCCCAAUGAUUGCUCGGCUCUCGUCGAUGUCGUUCGGCCAGCUGACAGCCACGAACCUUUGCUCGCUCUGUUUAUCGAAACGGCAGGGCAUACGAUCCCUAAGUUGCAAAAAGUGCUGACUGACCUCGCGGCGACGCUUGCGCACGUUCUCCCGAGCUUCAUGCACCCAACGCUGUAUUUGCCGCUAGCUGAAAUCCCACGUGCAGCCACUGGGAAAGCAGACUCGCCAGCGUUGCGACAGUGGGCCAGCACAAUGACGGUUGCACAGUUGCAGCAGCUGCAGUCGACUGUGUUUGGACGUUCGAUUCACACCGAGCCAGCAAACGCACGCGAGUUCCUCUUCCGAGAGAUCUGGGCGGAGAUUUUACGGCUACCUGUCAGUGCCAUCAGCACUAGUGACAGCUUUUUGCGGCUGGGAGGAGACUCCGUGAAAGCCAUUGAGAUGAUCGCAGCCGCACGACGGAAACGGCUGGUACUCUCUCUCUCGAGCAUAUUCCACGCGGCCACUCUGCGGGACGUUGCUGAAGCGGCGAAGACAGCGAAUGAGGUAGCGCAUACGGUAGUAGUUCCGCCGUUCUCACUGCUCGAUGAUUCUUUGGAUCGUGAAAGCGUCCGUCGGACCGCGGCCUUUACACUAGGAAUCGACCCCGAUAUCAUCGAAGAUAUCAUACCUUGCACGGCGAUGCAACAAGGCUUGAUCUCCAUGACCUCGGCACGUCCCGAUAGCCAGGUUUGUGAGUCGAGGUAUCAGCUGCAAUCGUCAAUCGAUAUUGAUGCGUUCAAGGUCGCGUGGCAGAGAGUGGUCGAUGCAGCUCCACUGCUGCGUACUCGUAUCGCACACACUCCGGCCGGAGAUUUGGUGCAAGUCGUGAUUAGUGCCGAGCACUCCAUCAUCCACUGGCAUGCGAGCAAUCCUAUCGAUGGAGACUCGAACUCCAUGGGACUCGGAACCGCUCUCUUCAGGUUGAGCCUCGACCUUGGCCAGGGAUCGCAUACGCUCGUUUUUAAAAUGCACCACGCAAUGUUUGACGGAUGGAGCAAGGCUUUGAUUUUCAGAGCGGUCCGAGAUGCAUACCACCAUCCUCACGUCUUACCAGAAUUGGCAACCUUCCAGCCCUUUGUAAGCUUCGUGCGCAAGCAGAUAGCAGAUGCUCGGACCAGCACAUAUUGGAGUGAGCAGCUUCGCAACUGCGAGAUAGCACGCUUCUUGCCGCCGAGCAAGGGGACCGGUGGCAAGCAAGCCAUGCAAAUGGUGGUUACGAACCUUCAAUGGCCCCGCUUUGGAAUCACGCCGUCUUCGACGAUACGUGCUGCACUAGCAGUGCUCUUGUCCAAGUAUACGCAUUCGGACGACGUCAUAUUCGGGUGCACGGUGAGUGGAAGGCAAGCAGCUGUACCAGACGUGGAUCGAAUCGCUGGACCGACCUUUGCGGUCGUGCCGAUCCGAGUACGGUUGGACUGGGAUUGGACAGCAUAUGAUGUGCAGCUGCGUGUACAAGAGCAGAUGGUCGAGAUGCAUGAUUUUGAGCAAUUCGGGCUCCGAAACAUUCGUAGCGCUGCGGGAAUGUCGUGCGUGGGCGACGCGGGUCUGUUCCAGGUGCUACUCGUCGUUCAACAAGAUCUGCACCACCUGACAGCGGGCGAGGGUGACGACCUGUUCGUGCAGGCUCGUAGAUCGGCUCCUCCGGGAGGUGCUCCGGAUGAAGCUGACAGCUUGUCGCCGUUCAACGCGCACGGGAUGAUGUUGGUGGCCUCGCCCGUGGCAUGCGGCGUGGUCUUGGACAUCAGCUACGACACGGCCUCGCUGGGUCGACGGGAAUGCGAGCGCUUUGCCCACCAGUUGGAGCAUGUGCUCCGACAGCUUUGCGCCAAGGAGCACGUGACAACGAAGCUCAAGGAUCUGUCGCUUGCGAGCGCGUCAGAUGUCGCGCAGGUGUUGGAUUGGAAUCGGGGCCCAAGUGUCAGAGACAGCUCGGCUUCUGCAUCUGCUUCUGCGGACGUGUGUGAGAUGGUCCGACGGCGAGUCGCCACGCACGCCGACCACAUUGCCGUCGACGCCCACGACUGCACCCUGACAUAUGGCGAUCUGUGGUGCUUGUCCUCGCGUCUGGCGCGGGCGCUCGGACACUGGCGACUGUCAAAAUGCCGCGUGCCGCUGUGCUUCGACAAGUCGUCGUCGAUGGUCGUGGCCAUGUUGGCGGUGCUGCGUGCCGGCGGAUGCGCCAUUCCCGUGCCCUCGUCCGUGUCCGUCGACCGCGCGCGGCAGCGACAGCUUGUCGACACUUGCAAGUCGCGCGUCGUCGUAACUUCGAGAGCGCUGGCCACCUCCCCCUCCCCCUCCACCUCGCCUUCCACCUCCACCUCCACCCGCUGUGCCUUUACCGAGUUCACCGAGUUCACCGAGUUGGCCGAGCUGACCAAGGUGUUGCUUCUGGAAGACUUACUCGAUGAAGCAGGACCUUCAUCUAUGCACGUGCACGGCCGCGGGGCCAUGUCCGGCGGGUCCGACGGGUCCAGCGACUCCGACGGGGCCGACCCCUCGGAUGCGGCCGUCGUCGUCUUCACCUCCGGCACGAGCCGCUCCUCCAAGGCUGUGCUCUGGACUCGCCGCACGCUCAGCAGCAACGUCCAAGCCGCCAUCGACCUGUUCCGCCUCAACGCCGACAGCAAAGUCUUGCAGUUUGCCUCCUACGACUUUGACGUCAGCAUCAUCGAGACCUUCGCCGUCCUAUGCGCCGGAGGCCGCCUGUGUAUUCCGCCACAAGCCGAGCUGCUCGACCGAUUGUCCCUCGCCAUCAACGCCACGCAAGCAAACUGGAUAUGUCUGACGCCGUCGGUGGCCAGCUUGCUCGACCCGCAGCACGUGUCGUCCCUGCGUACCGUGGUGCUCGCUGGCGAACAAGUCACCCCGGCCCACGCACAACCAUGGGUCACGGUUGGGGCCGAGGUGAUUGUCUGGUAUGGGCCAGCCGAAGCGCCAGUGGCCACGUCGUACUGCCCCUCAAAAGAACACGGCUGGUCCGCCGGUGUGAUCGGGAAGAGCAGAUAUGCUCGCACUUGGAUUGUUGAUCUUCAAAAUCCCAACCACUUGGCUCCGAUUGGAGCCGUAGGAGAGCUUUGUCUGCAAGGUGCCAUCGUGGCGAAGGGCUACCUGGACAGCACCGGGAACGCAAGCCAUCACGUCGCUUUCCGCGCACCGUCCGCCACAGCGCACAUUGCUUCGGCCAUCGGCGCCCAGGGACACACGUUCUAUCGGACGGGCGACCAUGCAAAGUACGAUUCAGAUGGCAAUCUUAUUUUCAUGGGUCGUGAUACCGACGUGUGGGUCAAGUCGCAUGGCAGGCGUCUCCAACUUUCAGAGCUGGAGGAGGCGGCUCACUCAUUCUUCCAAGGCCGACCGCGAAGUACACUUGUGGCGGAUGUGGUGUCGUUUGCGGAUCUGGACGCUACCCAUCUGGUGCUUUUCAUCUGCACCGCCUUGUGCCAGGCCGAACAGGGUGACGUCGUGCUCGAUGAAACGCAUCGACCCGAGACACUGUUGGAGCUCAGGCAUCAUUUGGCUCGCUUGCUUCCAGCGUACAUGAUUCCUACGCAUUUUCUACCAGUCAGCACGGUCCCACUCGCCAGGACCGGCAAGAUUGACAGACGUAGACUGCAUCGCUUUGCCAAAACGCUCACUCGAGCACAAGCUGCUGCAUUGGCCCGCUGGGGAAAUGAUGGCGACCGGGAAGAAGUAUUGUCUCCUGUCGAGAAGACUUUGUCUGACCUCUGGGCGACGGUGCUGGGCGUAGACGCCAACCAGAUGUGUCCAAGCGACCACUUCUUUCGCCUGGGCGGUGACUCGAUUAGUGCAAUGCGUCUAGUCACUGCCGCUCGGGAGCACAACAUCCGUCUGACAACGGCGCAGGUCUUCAAGAACCCAACUCUACGCGACAUGUCAUCCCAGGUCACGAUCGGCAAGAUUGACCAGACCGUGCAGUACAAUCCGUUUAUGCUACUGAGCCAUGAAACGAACGUCGGUGAUGUGGUUGCCGCAGCGGCUGGACUGUGCAACGUGCCGCCAGCAGACGUCGAGGACAUAUAUCCCUGUACUGCUCUACAGCAAGGACUCUUGGCCCUUACUGCGAGAAACCCCAAUCAAUAUGUCUCCCGAAGCGUAUUGGAACUGCAACACGACAUUGACCCAGCCCGGCUUGCCGAUGCUUGGCUGACCGCGACAAGUGAACUGUCUGUACUCAGAACGCGGAGUGUGGACAUUUCGCCGCUUGGCUUGGUUCAAGUUGUCGUGAAAGAACUUCCAAUGCAGCAUGGCUCGGAUGUUGAAAGCUACAUCCGGCACGAUGAGCAGAAGCCAAUGGUCCUAGGUGCCGCUCUGUGUCGUGCUGCGCUGAUUGGACGCUCCUUCGUCCUGACCAUUCAUCACAGUAUAUACGACGGCGUAUUCUUGUCCAUGCUGCUAAGAAAACUCGAAGCCAAGUACUUUUCCCGUAGCGACGCCAUGACGACUCCAUUUAGCAGUUUCGUCCGAUAUCUGUCAAGCAUAAGUCCGGAGAAGUCUAGAGCUUUUUGGAGUCGUAGACUUGGCGAGCACGACUAUCGAGCCUUCCCCGAGCUGCCUCCAGCUGUUGACGGGCCACGAGCCAAUAGUGAAAGCGCUAGUAACAUCACUAUAAGCUGGCUUCACGAUGGCAGUACACCUAGUAUCGUUAUCCAGUCGGCUUGGGCACUGGUCAGUGCUCGAUUCUCGAUGGCCACCGCAGUCAUCUUUGGAACAGUGUCAAGCGGCAGGCAAGUCGAUCUUCCAGGCAUAGACGAUUGCGCUGGGCCCACUGUUUGCACAGCGCCGGCUGCGGUGUCUGUCCCGUGGAACGAAAGUGUUGCUACCUUCCACGCUUACCUUCGACAGCGAGACCUAGAUGCCUUGCCAUACAUGCACUAUGGUCUCCAGAACAUUGCAUCCGCAGUCGAAACGUCACGUUCUUCUGGACUCUUUCAGACUCUGCUUGUCGUGCAUCCCAACUCAACGGACAGAGGUCUCCAAUCAGAUGGCUCGAUCUUCAAAGCUCGUAGCUACGGCGCUACUUUGGCCAGCACGGGAUCCGAUCCAUUCAACACUCACGCGCUUUCGGUUUCCUGUUGGCUGACUGACACUGGAAUGCGGCUAGUCUUGAGUUAUGACGAUGCGAUACUCACAGGGGCGCAAAUUCAGAUAUUGAUGCAAAGUUUUCAGGACACAUUACACAGCAUGUGCACGAACGCACAGCAAAAGGUAGAGGAGGUGGCUGGCGUGGAUUCGGAGCGGCUGUAUCAUUUUUGGAGCCAUAAACCGACUGUGAAACCCAUCAGUCCACAGAGUGGCGCCAGAUCGAGUGAAGGACAGAUUGACAGAGAGCAGCGUCCAAGUCAGCAGACAAAGCAGCAUGACUUCUCGGCCAAUGGCAAGAAAUGGUCCCACUCUAGACAAAGCGAACAACGGAGCGGGCCCACAGAUCGCCUUCGAGAGCAAAUAAUCUCCCUGUACAAUGUCAAUGAGGAGGAUAUCGAGGAUAUUUACCCGUGUACCCCACUGCAAGAGAGCCUCGUUGCCCUCUCGGAGCGACGCCCUGGUGACUACAUCGGAUUAGACAUCCUUCCACUUGCGGAAUCGGUCAAUGUCCAUCGUUUCCGAAACGCAUGGGAGACCACUGUCGGUGCCGCGCCGAUCUUGCGCACACGCAUCGUCCACGUGCCCGGUAAAGGGUUUCACCAGGUCGUCUCCCGUCACCUGACACCGUGGUCUACCGCAACCUCGCUGGAUGAAUUUGUGCGAGAAGAAGGGCCCACUGCCACGUCUCUGGGGCUUCCGCUCACCAGAUAUGGUAUCGUCAACGGACAAGAAAGCCCCGUGCCGGUCUUUGUGUUGAAAAUGCACCAUGCAGCGUAUGAUGGCAUCACCAAUAUGCUCAUUCGAGAGACACUGCAGACAUGCUAUCAGCAAAACGUCAUGACUCGAUUGGUUCCGUUCAAGCAUUUUGUGGAUCACAUCACAUCCUGCGACGCUGGAGCCGCACGUGAGUUCUGGGACAAACAAUUUCAGAACUUGGAUGUGCAGCACUUCCCUUUCGUUCAAUCGCGGGAUUACCAGCCUCGUCCGGACUUGCUCAUCUCACACGUGAUUGAGAAGUUGAAAUGGCCGCAUGGAGACAUCUUGCCGUCGACCAUCAUCCGUGCCGCGUGGGCCAUAGUGUGCUCGAGAUACUCCAACUCACCAGAUGUCGUCUUUGGCGCCAUAGUCUCGGGUCGCCAGGCAUCACUAGCCGACAUUGAUCGUAUUUGCGGACCCACCAUUGCAGCUUUGCCGAUGAGAGUCCUCGCACAGCCAGGAAUGCAAGUCGGUGCUUUUCUGCAGCAGGUACAAGACCAAGCGCUUGACAUGAUUCCCUUUGAGCAGACUGGUGUCCAUCAGAUCUCCAAGAUCAGCAACGCCGUCCGCGAUGCCUGUGAGUUUCGAUCGAUGCUCGUCAUUCAGCCCAACCAAGCCAUGAACAUCGCCGAAAGCACUCUGUUCACCGGCACUGGCCGAGAAAGUCAAUCGCUUGACUCGCACCACAGAUUCAACAGUCAUGCUCUGAUGGUGAUAUGCAAACUUGGUCAGGGCGACAUGUCGUUGCAACUCAGCACGGACUCCAAGAUCAUGGAUCGCAGCGCAACUUCGCUCCUCGCUAGCCAUUUUGCACAAGUCAUCGACGAGUUGUGUAGGUCCGACAAGGAAGUGACACUAUCCGAGGUGGACAUGAUGACACCGGCGGAGUUGGUCCAGUUGUGGCAAUGGAACAAGCCUGUUGAGCCGGCAGAUGACGUCUUAGUGCACGAUAUGAUCGCCAGACAAACGCGACAGACGCCCGACGCUAUUGCCAUCUCUGCUUGGGAUGGCAAGCUCACGUAUCAACAGCUCGAUCAAGUCUCUACCGCUAUAGCGCGGCGCAUAUUGGACCUUGAAGUGACCAGCAACAAGAUCGUUCCAAUCUGCUUCGACAAGUCAGUAUGGACCACUGUCGCUUUCCUUGGCGUGGUCAAGGCUGGAUGUGCGGUCCUUAUACUUGAACCCAGCCUGCCAGCGGCUCGACUCCAGGCAAUCACUAUACAGAUCGAACCUCAUCUCAUAGUGUGUCGGAGUGAGAACAAGCAGCUUUGCUCCCAGCUUUGCGAUCGCGUACUGGAGAUUGAUGACAUUUGCCGUCAGGUGCCGGAUCGACUCGGGUUUGAGUCCCUUUCCAUUGACAAACAGCUUCCCAUGGUAAGGAAGACUGACAAUCUCUACGUCGUCUAUACCUCUGGUAGUUCUGGUACUCCCAAAGGUUGCAUGAUCACUCAUAGCAACAUGGCCUCUGCAGUUGUACAACAGCGCCAUUGCCAUAAACUGAAUGGUGAUUCUCGCAUGUACGAUUUCUCUGCAUAUUCGUUCGAUGCUCACCACUGGUGUGUGAUACACACUCUUUGCGCAGGCGGUACUGUCUGUGUUCCUUCGGACACGGAGAAACAAGAUUGUCUGCUGCAGAGUCUCCAGUCGCACGGUGUGACCGACGUGGUGAUUACUCCUGCGACUGCCAGAAUGAUAGACCCCAGAUCAGUUCCGACUCUCCGCAAUGCGUUCAUUGUGGGAGAUGUGAUGCAGAGCGAGGAACUCGGUCCUUGGGCUGCACACACUUGUCUCAGGUACGCGUACGGGCCAACGGAGACUACAUGCUGGGCUACGAGUUGGGAACCACCCGUUCCAGUGCCUGCAACCAUUUCGAUCGGAAAGGGAGAUGGACAGGUCACCUGGCUAGUUGACCCCGAGGAUAACAAUCGUCUAGCUCCAAUUGGGACAGUGGGCGAGCUUUACUUGGAGGGUCCUUUGGUAGGCAAUGGAUACCUUGGCAAUGAAUCGGCCACUCGAGCUGCGUUUGUUGAUUCCCCUUCGUGGCUAUCAAAGGGCUCAGAUGGUAGUAAUGGUAGGCGAGGCAGAGUCUAUCGUACUGGAGACCUGGCAAAGUACAGUCCAGUCGACGGCAACAUCAUCUUAAUGGGAAGGAGAGAUAAUCAGAUCAAGUUGAACGGCCGACGCAUUGAGCUCGGGGAGAUUGAACGCCAAUUCAGCAUAUCCUUGGCCAAGGGGUUUGGUCCACUCGCCCUUGCAGCAGAGGUUGUCACACCGGACGUCUUGAACCGGCAGAUCAUCGCGGUAUUCCUGCAGGCUUGCGAUGCUGAAUGGUCGAGGAUAACACAGUGUCUUGACGAGAUCAGAGAGGACCUGUCACGGCGGCUGCCAAUCUACAUGAUACCGAACACAUACGUGCCUCUUCAGACUAUGCCAUUGAACGGCUCCUCGAAGAUAGAUCGCAAGAUGUUGCGGGAGAUUGGCAAGAAGUUGCGUCAAGCGCAGCUUGUAGUUGCUUCAGGUCGUGCAUCAAUCGCCAUCCCGGCCACAGACAAUGAGCGCCGGUUGCAGAAGAUGUGGUCUCAGGUACUGCAUAUACCUCUCGAUAGUAUCGGACGAGGAAGCAGCUAUUUCCGAGCGGGUGGGGAUUCAAUCACGGCGAUGCAACUCAUGAGUCUCGCUCGCCAGUCCGGGUUCUGUCUACCCGUAUCCGACAUCUUGACAAAGCCGUGUCUGGAGGACAUGGCAGACGUGAUGAAGCCUGUCAGUGAUGAGUCGAAGAGCACAUUGACCAAGCCUUUCUCGCUUCUGAAUCAUCCGGGGGGAGCUGGAGACGUGUGUCGAGAGGUCGCUCAGCAAUGCAAAGUGGACAUCAACAGCGUGGAAGAUUGCUUCCCAUGCACUGCCGUGCAAAAGUCUCUUCUCGCGGUAACAUCAAAGCGACCUGGCGACUACAUUGCCCACAUCCCAAUCACCUUGAGCAAUGACAUCGAUUUUCCUCGCCUUCAACAGGCUUGGGAGACUGUUAGUCGUAACGCUGCUCCAACUCUCCGAAACAGAGUCCUACUUAUUGAAGGCGAAGGUUUCAUCCAGGCUCAACUACGUACGCCUCUCGAGUGGUCGCUCCACGAUAGCAUCAAAGCCUUUUCGAAAUACGCCGCGAGGGAGCCAAUGUCGCUCGGUAGCAGCCUGACCAGACUUGCCUUUGUGGAAGACGUCCGCACGAGGAGAAAGCUCUGCAUUCUGACUCAACAUCAUGUUAUGCAUGACGCCGCUUCCAUCUCUCUGCUUCUGGGGCAAGUCAAAGAUGCAUACAACAACGUCGAUGAGACAAAGCCAGCCGCGUCCUUCCAGAGCUUCCUACAUCACGUACUAAGUGUGGACAAGGAUGAUUCUCGCGGUUUCUGGGGGAAGCAAUUCGCAGACUGCAACGCCACCUCCUUUCCUGUCCUUCCACACGAGGGGUAUCAAUCACAAGCCAACAGUACGGUGAAAAGCACACUCACCAACCUGCCCUGGCCUCAGCAAGAUGUCACGCCAGCAGUCACUGUACGAGCAGCGUGGGCGAUUCUUUCGGCACGCUAUACGGAUUCUGACGACGUUGUAUUCGGCGUCCUCAGUACUGGGCGUCAAGCACCUCUUGAUGGCAUCGAGAAUACCAUAGCGCCGUUGAUAGCUGCAAUCCCCGUCAGAGUCAAGUGGGAGUCAACCACGACCGUGCAUGAACUCCUCGCAAUGAUGCAGAAGCAAGCCAUUGACUUGACUGCCUUUGAACAGAGUGAUAUAGCCCACAUCCAGGCCGCGAGCGAUGAUGCCAAAGACGGAGCAAGAUACAAUGCCUUGCUGGUCAUUCAACACUUCAAACAAGCACCCACAGUCACGCAUGUAGAUGGGCCCUUCACUGACGUCUCAUAUUCACUGGAUGGCGGAGACCUGAACCAUUUCAAUCCUCACGCGGUAAUGGCCAUGUUCCAGCUCCAAGAAACAGGAGACUUGUGCAUGGAAGUCAACUUUGACACGAACGUACUCAGUCCAACCCAGGCAAAUUUGUUGCUUGGCCAUUUUGAACAAGUUUUGCGCCACGUCUGCACCUCCGCCGCCAGCAGUACCGUCAAUGACAUUAGUAUGCUGGGAGAGCGCGAUUUGCAGUUGAUAUGGAAGUGGAAUGCUAUCCUCCCAGAGACUGUUCCUGCCUGCGUGCAUGACCUGAUUGCCGACAGAAUCUCUCGUCAACCAGAUAGCCAGGCGCUCUGCGCAUGGGAUGGAGAGCUUACCUACGGAGAGCUAGAUGUGCUUUCUUUGGCAUUGGCUAAUCAAAUGCUGGUCCUGGGAGUGACGCCUGGUUCUGUCAUUCCACUUUGCUUCGAAAAGUCCAUGUGGCAGCCCGUGGCAGCAUUAGCAACGAUGAGAGUAGGCGCGACUUGCGUCUCCAUGGACUGUACUCAACCAGAGGGACGUCUACGGAGCAUUGUAAGCAGGAUCGAGCCUAGAUUCAUACUUGCCUCGACGGCCAAUGAGUCCCUGGCGCGAAGGCUCUACAACGCCGAGAUCAUCAUCACGGGUCCACGUUUGCGGGACCUUCAAUCGCCAGGACAUGUCAGUCUGCCUGUGGUAGAUCCAAACGACCUAUUGUUCGUGGUCUUCACCUCCGGCUCGACAGGUUUGCCAAAAGGGGUGAAGACAUCACACCAAAGCUUUGCCACGGCAGCAACACACCAGCAACAAUCCUUGCGAGUUGGUCCGGGAACCCGUCUAUUCGAUUUUGUGUCCUACAGCUUCGAUGUUGCUUGGUCCAAUCUCAUCAACACUCUGAUCUGUGGCGCGUGUCUCUGCAUUCCCUCAGAAGACGACCGGAAGAAUGACAUCCCAGGCGCGUUCAACCGUCUCAAAGCCAACUAUGCCUACUUCACCCCUACAGUGGCGCACUCGAUUGAUCCGAUGAUGCUGCCGAGCCUGAGGGUAUUGGCAAUGGGAGGCGAAGCGAUCCCUCCUUCGGAAGUUGAGCGUUGGAGACAAACAGAGGCUGUUAUUGGCAUCUAUGGCCCAGCAGAGUGCGCGCAAGCGCUGUGUCUCGUAGACUUGCGUCGCAGUACCCUGCCGAGCUCCGUUGGGCAUUCAUAUGGAGCGAGAGCGUGGCUGAUAGAGCCAGGUCGAAUCGAUCGUCUUGCUCCAAUUGGCGCGGUCGGAGAAUUGGUCAUAGAGGGCCCAGCGGUGGCCAUGGGCUACUGGAAUGAUGCCAAGAUGACGAAAACGUCGUUCUUGGAAAGUCCUGGGUGGCUCCAAGCACGAUCAAGCACUUUAAGCCGUGUCUACAAGACGGGAGAUCUACUUCGCUACAAUGACGAUGGCUCUAUGACUUUCAUUGGCCGAAAAGAUCAAAUGGUCAAACUUCGUGGCCAGCGAAUUGAGCUGAGUGAAGUCGAGCAUCAUCUGCAGAAGUGUCUACAGAUGCAUGCGGCACUCUGCAAGGCAGUGGCGGCGGAGAUUAUCGCGCCGUGUAACAGUCAAGCGCCCGUCCUGGCUGCAUUCGUUGCAUUGCAAGACACAGCAACGCACAAACGCUUGGAUCGGACAGUGCGGCUGUCUCGGGCGUUGGAAAACAUCGAGCAAGAUCUGAUCGAGUCGCUGCCACUGUACAUGAUCCCCAGUGUAUACAUUGUGCUUGACGAGAUGCCCAUGACGACGACCGACAAAGUAGACAGGCGCACAUUGCGGCGGAUAGGCGGUGAAAAGAGGCUCGAAGAUCUCGCAAGCAUGCAAUUCAAUAGUGCGAGAUCCUCACAGAAUGGACCAAAUACAGAGAUGGAGCGAAGGUUGCAACAGCUGUGGUCUCAGGUCCUUGGAAUUGAUGCAUCGAGUAUCAGGUCUCAAAGCAGCUUCCUUCGCAUCGGCGGCGAAUCGAUAUCUGCCAUGAGGUUGGUCGCCGCAGCAAGACAAGUAGGAAUCUCCUUCACAGUCGCAGACAUAUUCAAGAACCCGCGCCUCAGUGGACUAGCACAGGUGGCCAAGGAGAUCGCGGAUGAGCAAAUAGCCAGUGUAAAUCUUCCGCGGAAGCCCUUUUCGCUAUCGCCGGGAGCUGGCGAUGCCAAUCCUCUCGGCUUCCUGUACGACAUUGUUGAGCCACUCCUAGAGGGUGCAGCGGACCUGGACGACAUUCAAGACUUCUUGCCUGCUACUGAUUUCCAGGACCUUGCCGUCCGCGAAGCCUUACAAAAGCUGCCUGGGCGUCUGCCGCAUUUCAUCAUCGACCUUCCGCAAAACGUUGAUGUAGCUCGUCUUCGAUGGGCUUGCAAGCGGCUAGUGGAGCACUUCGAGAUACUACGCACUGUGUUCGUCGAAAUGAAAGGAAAGGUGUGGCAGGUACAGCUUAGCAACGUGAAGAUGCGCUUCGAAGUCAUCAAAGCGGAGGGCAAAGAGGUUGGCGAGGUGGUCGCCGCAGUGUGCGAGCGAGAUCUUCGCAGGUCCCGGACAUGGGCAGGAUCUUUGGUUGCCUUCAUGGUCGUGACGAGCCCCUCGCAACAGCAAAAGUUCAUAUUCAGGCUGUCGCAUGCUCAGUUCGACGACCACAGCAUCGCAGCAAUGCUCACGACUUUGACAUUAUUCUACAAAGGCGAAAGUGUGCCAGCGCCUCGCGCCAAUUUUGGAGACGUAGUUGCAUACAACCACCAGAGGAGGAUGAGCAGUCUCAAAUACUGGCGAGCUCGGCUUCAGGGUUCGUCGCCGCCAAUCUCAGCAUCGAGGCAAUCCAGUACCGCCCUUCCCACGCCUGCUGAAAGCUUAUCAUUUCAUAUCAGCAUACCCCUGCCACCAGCCGCGGCCUGCAGAGGUAUCCCCUUGGGUACAAUAUACCACGCAGCUUGCGUCCUGGUGCUAAGCCAACACUUCCAUCAGACGGAUAUUGUCAUUGGCCGGCUCGUGACAGGCCGAGCCUCACUUCCGGGAGACCUCCAAGACGCCGUCGGUCCUUGUCUUGUCGAGCAGCCCAUUAGAUACACAGCGGAGCCUGACGAUGACUUGUGGAGAAUCGCGCAGAGACUUCAGCGGCGGUUCGUCGAAGAUGCAAGCCACGAGGGUAUAGGCAUGGAAGAGCUCAUUGGAGAAGCAACCUCAUGGCCGGAAGGCUGCCGCGAUUUUGGGUGGCGCACUGCCUUUCAGCAGCCAGACGGACCUUUGCUGCAUUUCCUCGGGCAUGAUUCCGAGGCCAAGCUUGCUGUGUUUGAUAGGUCGUUUCCUGCUCGUGCUCGGCCCGAGUUGUAUGCGACACCUCGCGACAAUCUGCUAGAAUUGUGUUUUGAAGGGAACCGGAUUUCGGAGGAUUUGGGGUCCGUUCAAGAGAUAGUCCAAAAAAUAGCAGACGUACUACUAUUACGUCUGGGAGAAUAG
Molecule: messenger RNA, 14697 nt
Organism: Fulvia fulva
Lineage: Eukaryota; Fungi; Ascomycota; Dothideomycetes; Mycosphaerellales; Mycosphaerellaceae
Product: Nonribosomal peptide synthase atnA
Exons: 1
Coding region: 1-14697 (4898 amino acids)
Biological process (GO): secondary metabolite biosynthetic process; amino acid activation for nonribosomal peptide biosynthetic process
Cellular component (GO): cytoplasm
Molecular function (GO): catalytic activity; phosphopantetheine binding
Source: RefSeq, a predicted model, not a curated record